GAGGAUUUUCUACCGGUGUUUCUGGCUCUACUUUUAGCUGCAAGUUCCUCCUACCUAACAUUUAACUACAAAGUACCUACCUACCCAACCACCCCCGCCGCUGCAUCUCCAAGGGUCAAUCAGUCGGCAGUUCGUCGGGUCCCUUGGCUACAUACCUACCUUACUCUAGCAGAUAGAUACACCUACUCUUCGUCACCGCCUCUAUCGUGCUUGCUUUUCCAAACAAACGUUGCCUCCUUGUUC
Pyricularia grisea is the source of this 243-nucleotide messenger RNA. RefSeq lists its product as uncharacterized. The annotation marks the transcript as partial. The record is from RefSeq and is a predicted model, not a curated record. Lineage: Eukaryota; Fungi; Ascomycota; Sordariomycetes; Magnaporthales; Pyriculariaceae. The transcript is spliced from 2 exons.